UUUUUUAAUUGUAACUUUCUUUGUGUGCAGAUGUGUGUUUUUUAUUUCAAUUUACUGCCGUAAUCAUUACGCCUUGCACUUGAUUCGGAAUUAAGGUGAUUGCACUCCCUUUACCGAUGUUGUGUUUCGUUUAUUAAAAAACAGUGUAGGUGCGACAUUGAUUAAAAUAGCCACAAGAGUGCGCAGAAGUAUCUUCACUGUGAUAUUGAACCAGUUAUACGUGUGAGUCUUCCAAACGUUAACGACGCGACAGUAUGGCUUUUGUCCUAAAUUUAGUCAGGUGCUCCUUGAAAGUUAUUAACCGUAACACAUCAAUAGGGCUAGUGAAAAACCUUAGCAAAUUCGAUUACUGCCAGCGUGUAACCAAUAACAACACGACAGUGAUAACGAAUCAACAGUUCCUACGCACAUUUUCCAUUGGGACACAGCUGCAGCAAGAUGUGAACAUUACGUUUUUGCGCGCCAACGGCCAGAAGAUAGAGACAAAGGGCAAGGUGGGCGACACAUUACUGGAUGUGGUGGUAAAUAAUCAUAUCGAUUUGGAUGGUUUUGGUGCAUGCGAGGGUACUUUGACAUGCUCCACUUGCCAUUUAAUUUUUACAUCUGAGGAUUUCGAAAAACUACCAGAUAAAGCCAGCGAUGAAGAAUUGGAUAUGUUGGAUUUGGCAUACGACCUCACAGAUACUUCACGUCUAGGCUGCCAAAUAACACUAACAAAGGACAUGAAUGGACUGGUUGUUAAAGUACCAGCAACAAUUAAUGAUGCCCGUAGCGCGUAACAGUUGAUCGAAAUAUGAAAAAUACGUAUGGACAUAAAAUUUGGACAGUUUGACUGGAAUGUGGAAAUUAUAAUACAUAAACAUGUAAAAUGUACAAUACGUAAACAUACAUAUAAAUGAUUUAUUCCAUUUCAUUGUACAGUGUAGCAUAUCGAUAAAGGCAGAUAAGACGAAAUUUGUCCGGAUGUCGCUUGCAUAAAUGAAUAACAUAAGUAUUUGUGUACACAAAUGUAAAUAAUUGAAAUGUACAUAUUAAAUACCCAUCUAUUCAAACUUAGUAGUAAUAGGUAUACAUCUUUACCGAUGAUUGCUAACUAUGCCCGCAAGAACAAAGCAAUGACGGAUUUUAUUAAAAACGUAGCAGAAAUUUA
This is a messenger RNA of Rhagoletis zephyria (snowberry fruit fly), 1150 nucleotides long. Its product is annotated as adrenodoxin-like. The record is from RefSeq and is a predicted model, not a curated record. Gene Ontology annotation, molecular function: 2 iron, 2 sulfur cluster binding; electron transfer activity. Gene Ontology annotation, biological process: P450-containing electron transport chain. Gene Ontology annotation, cellular component: mitochondrion. NCBI's taxonomy places the organism in Eukaryota, Metazoa, Arthropoda, Insecta, Diptera, Tephritidae.